Molecule: messenger RNA, 8670 nt
Organism: Porites lobata
Lineage: Eukaryota; Metazoa; Cnidaria; Anthozoa; Scleractinia; Poritidae
Source: the annotation of a GenBank genome assembly
UUAAUACACAAGAUGGCGGCAGAAGCAUCCUCUGUUGUGACAUCGAAAGCUCCAGGAACUCCGUGUUUUCGUGCAUCGUAUCCGAAGGAAAAGUUUUCAGCACUUUGUAUUUUUAGAAUCCAGAGGUAACGUGCAUGAUAAUGUUUCACGUUAUGUGGCGAAAGUCUUUGUAAAGGUCAUCAUUCUUAGACGGCCGAGGUCGUUCGCGGUCCCUUCGCUUCCCUCCCUCUCCCGUCGGGAGACGGAGGAAAGCGAAGGAACCGCGAACGACCUCGGCCGUCUGAUAAUCAGGCUACAUCUACUGCAGCAUGUAUACCCAACUUUCUUCGAAACCCUGGCUAUGAGGAUUUCUCAUGUCACGCUUUCUCUUUUUCCCUGUGAUGUUCCCAAUGUUGAGAUUCGCGUUUUUACAAAUGGGUAAUACUUGGAUCAAUAUGAUAUCGGGGGGAUUGUAAUGUGUGAAAUUUCAACACAUGUGACGAAUAUAUAUGAUAAUAAUUAUUAUUUUAUUGUAACUUUCAUUUCCUACAAUCAUGUUAUUAACAGUGCUCGCAUUUGUGACUAUCAAAACCGAAACACUUUACUCAGAGGUCGAGUCACAGGAAGCUGCAUAUACAUGUUACAGAAUCCUUUGUCAGCUCGCAAAUAGUCGUGGGACAGUCCAAUUUCCUGGUCGAUGCAUGUUAGUAGGCACUAAUCUCUAUGGUGAUUAUGUUUGAUAAAUUCUUAAUGCCAUUGUGACCACUCCUCUUCACAUAGCAUUGAAUCAGGUUUAACACUUGGAGUCAUGAGAGAUUUGAUGCUGAUCAUUUUUUAAAUUUAGAGCUUAAAUGGUAUUAAAAUAAUACCAUUUGUGACCUUACACUGAAAAUCGUACGCUAAUGGCUUUCCGUUUUCUAACGGCUUUCCGUUUACAAUCCGUUUGUCAGCCGUUCAAAUGGCUUGGUCGCCCGUUUACUAGAAACAUCAGCCCAUUAGAACAGCUUUGUCACCCAUUCAUUGGAGACAUCAAUCCCUUCAAACAACUUAGUUACCCCUUCAUUAGAUACAUCAAACAGUUCGAACGACUUGGUCACCCGUUUGUUGAAGACAUCAGGCCAUUUGAAUGACUUGAUUGCCGGUUUGUUGAAGACAUCAGGCUGUUUGAAUGGCUUGAUUGCCGGUUUGUUGAAGACAUCAGGCUGUUUGAAUGGCUUGAUUGCCAGUUUGUUGAAGACAUCAGGCUGUUUGAAUGGCUUGAUUGCCGGUUUGUUGAAGACAUCAGGCCAUUUGAAUGACUUGAUUGCCGGUUUGUUGAAGACAUCAGGCUGUUUGAAUGACUUGAUUGCCGGUUUGUUGAAGACAUCAGGCUGUUUGAAUGGCUUGGUCAUUCGUAUUUUAGCAUCCCUUUGAAUUUUGUGUUGAAUGACAUGGGAGACGAGUCGCGCUAUCCGUGCAAAAAAUUUCACUGGUUUGAGUGGUUUCAAGAUUUGUUUGAAUUUCAAUUUUUUUAAGGGUUGUUUGUUUUCUUUUAUUUGGGCCCAAGUUUUAUCAAAGCUUUAAACUCUUAUUUUGUAUUUACCCUUGAAAUCUUAGUGACAACCCUGGCUUUAAACUCUUAUUUUGCCCUUACUGAAGUAACAUGCAUACACAAGUGAUCGUGGAGUGGAUGCUGUUUCAGAUGUAGCAGACUAUGAGCUCUUCUGCAUCAAUGAUCCCUUAUCAGAUGAAAAAUCUAAGCUAAAGAUAUGCUAUGUAAACAAAACAUUUCAAAAGAAACCUGAACACUUUUGCUCUCUGCAUUUUUACUUUACAAAUGAAAUAUUUUUUUGCCAAUGACUUGUUUUACAUACAUGUAAAACAUACAGAGAAUCAAUAAUUAUUAAAGAAGCCUGUGUGUCAUGCACUCUCUUCUCAUUCAAAUGGAUAGUGUUGUACGUGUUACCUGUCACUCAGGUUUGCUUUAUGCAAAUUUGGUGAGACUGUAAUCUGAGAAUUGCAUCUACAAAUAGAAUCGUGCACGGAAGAAUUUUCUUACUGCAUUGAAGUUGCUGUCAAAAGAAAACAAGCCAACAGGGAAAAUUCAAAGCUGCCCUGUUUUUGUGCAACUUCAAAUAAUACUGGUAAGUGAAGUGGAUGUCACGCACAACACAGUAAAGAUAAACAAAUGGCAACUUUCCUUUGAAUUCGAGUUUUGCUUCAAUAGAAGUAGUACAAAGUCCUAUUUAUCAAAAUUUAACCGCUUUCUUGUUUUGUUAAUACAUCAGAACAGUUUUUAACAUAACCUAAAUUGGACCAGAUUAAUUUGUCCUUUCCUUCAGAAUGAUAACAUGACACCAUGGUUCUUCAUGAGCCGUUCACAAUAAUUAUUGAUCGGAAAUCCGUUCACCCAUUUAUGUCAACCCAUUCAAACUGGUGAGUAAGCUGUUCGACUGUUCAUGUUAGCCAUUCAGAAUACUUCAUAUAAACCUGUUCAGCCGUUCGAAGAUCCUGUUUGAGUAGGUGAGUGAGCCAUUUGCAACCUGUUCAGAAGCCAUGCUUUUUAAUGUAAAGCCAUUAGUGUUUUUUUUUUUUUUUGCCGGUGGAAGGUCACAUUUUGUAACUUUGAAAGUUAUCUUCAUAUUAAUCAAAUUUGUAAUCAAAUGCAGUGUUAUUUUUGCUUUCUCUCAUAAUUUUAUUAUUAUUUUUUUGGUUGAUUUGCAAAGGGAUAUUACAAACAUGUACAAGGAACCCCCACCAGGGCUUCAUAUUGCUGCUGAUGAAGAUGACAUUACAAAGGUUUGUUUAAUCUAAUAAAAGUAAGUGAAGGGGAUAAAUGAAGGAGAAAAUGGCGAUAAGGGUUUAGGGGGAUUAUUUGAGGGAGGCGAUAAAUCAAGUGAUGGCUAUCAUUCAAGGAAAUAUGGUAAUGAUAAUUCCUACACUGUCCUUGAUUGUUAGUCAUACUGUGGUCAUUUUAAGUACCUUCCAAACAAAUGUUUAUAGUGAGGAUCAGCAUGCCUCCUGCUCCUUUGCUGGCUUUAAGGCAAGUCUCUCUUUUAAUUUUCUUUUCUCACCUGGACUUUUUUUAGUGAGCUUAACAUGACAAAUCGUAAUAAGAACCUCGUGAUAUAUUCUUUUGUUUUUUAGGUUCAUGCACUAGUUGUUGGACCACGUGGCACACCAUAUGAGGGUGGAUUCUUUUACUUUCUGAUCUUUUUUACCCCUGAUUACCCAAUAAAACCUCCAAAGGUCAAACUAAUGACUACUGGUGGGGGUAGGGUCAGGUUCAACCCCAAUCUUUAUGCAAAUGGCACGGUUUGCCUUAGCAUUUUAGGGUAAGUAGCCAACAGACCAUGUGUAAAAAGGUACACGUAAAAAUGUAAAUUAACCACAGGGCCAAUAUUUUUUGUGGGUAAGAGGGUGAGAAUCAAAUUCAAAACUUCACACAAAGAAGGUCACAUACAUGUACAAGUACUAGACUCAAUUACCAUGCAGCCACUGCAUUCAGGAAAUAAACCGAUGCUUCUCUGCCACACAGAUGGCUGGAUGCACGCGUUUUCUAUUGUUGAUUUUUGCCUGUCAGAUUAUUGCCUGUUUGAAUUGAGCCAGCAGCAUAGAUCCCUAGAACAGAUUUUAAUCAGCAGAUGGAAAUUAUAAGGCUUUCUUUGAUGUGGUAGUGUGAUUAAGUUUUGGAACCUUUCUAAGCUAAAAAACCUGAAAAUUGACUUGAAACAAAAAAGGUUAGAGAAUCUAGUAAAAUUAAUGCUGGGGAUGUCUUUGUAAUUCAACCAAUCAUAUCUGGAUUGUCAAUAAUUAUUAUUUUCCAGUCUGUACCGAUGGUUGUUGACAGCCAUUGUGAAAGAGACAAUAUUCAAGUCCAUUUUUGUUGUAAUUUCACCCUUAAGGAUUUCACUAAUGCAAAAUCAACAGAAAUACCUUAAAUCAGUAGGUCUGGCUGCUGAGUUUACUAAAAAAGAUUAAAGUGACAAAGAGGCAAAAUGAAUGUCUGUGGAGGUCUAGGAUUUAAGUUCCUCACCUAUCUCCUUUUAGAUUUGUUUCACAGGUGUUGAGAGUUCAACACAUUGGCCAUGCCUGGACAUAAUGUGAAUAGCCAACUGGUUUAAUUUACCUCUACCACUUAGAGUUUUAAUUGUGCUUAUUAUUUUGUACUUAGUAUGAGUGAGGUCUUUAUACCCUUCAACCAGCUGCAAAAUUUUCCAUCAGACACUGUGAUGUACGUAAUGGGCCGAAAAUAGUGUUAACAUGUUUCAGACUUUGCUUGGUAUGGGCACCUGAAGAAUGUACGUGUACUAUUUUUUUGUUCCUUUAACAGAACUUGGCAUGGCCCAGCCUGGAGUCCUGCUCAGACUCUGUCAAGUCUUCUAAUUUCAAUCCAGUCUCUUAUGAAUGAGAAUCCAUAUCACAAUGAACCUGGAUAUGAAAACAGGGUUGGUACAUGUAUAUAAUAAAAAUAAUUAUCAUUUUGAUCAAGACUCAGGGCUGUCACUACAAUUUCAAGUUACUGGGUGUAAGCAAAUUAGACUUUAGGCAGAGAAUAAAAGAACUAUAUGUAGGAAGUUAUUUUGCUUUUGUCUUCCUUUUACACUGUUUCUUAUGAAAGUACUGGUAGUCGGGGGGGGGUCAUGCUCAUAGUAGCCAGAUAAAAUCCCUACCCCCUGGCUCUAAGUGACAGCCCUGAAGUCUACACAGGGCUUAAGGGAGAGUUAGCCAGGUAGCCUGAACUGGCAAAUAUAAAAUUGACCACCUGGGACAGUAAAGGACACUUUACAUUACAGCAAAUUUAAAAGAAGGCUCUCAAAGUGUAUCACUGUUGUACCAUUGUAUAUAACACAGGCAACCCGAACACCGUAUUAGCUAAUAGAAUGAUUAGAUGUAUUUACGCUGUAUUAGCUACUAAAAUAAUAAGAUGUAUUUACCUGUAUUCCUCUGUCUUUAUGGGUCGUUUUGGAAGGGAUUUGAAUCUGAUUAGAGAUGGCCAACAUUGCUGGCAUCAAAUGGUUGUUUCUCUGGCAUUUUGUAAAUAGGACGUGACAGUUACAUUUCAAGUUUCCAAUAUAUUAGAUUGAAACCAGAGAUCGUCUCCCAAGGAGAGUUAAUAGUUAACUUGAGACAGAACUGUCGCGUCUGAUGUGCCAGACAAACAAACAUUUUAUACCAGCAAUGUUAACCAUCUCUGGUCGGAUUCAAAUCCCUUCCAAAACGACUCAUAAAGACACAGAAAUACAUCUUUUUUAUUAGCUAAAACGGCUUAAAUGCAUCUAAUCAUUUUUAUGAGCUUUUACAGCAUGUGUUUAUAAUACGGCUGUUAUUUGGUCAGUAUUACAUGUUAUGGUCUGAGUGUAUAAUUAUGUGUCUUUGUAUCUCAGUUGUGGCUUGUGUGGCUUUGUGUCUCUGUUUGUGUGUUGCAGGACGAUGGAACAAUAGACUACAAUGUAUAUGAAAAGGUUGAAGGUACUAUGAGUUGACAGCUGGUGAUACUAGGAACCAAUCAUAAAUCAGAUGUUGGCGUCUAUGACUCAGUAGGUUUUAUAAGAUAUCCCAAAGAAAAUAACUGUUUCUUCUUUUAUUAGGAAAUAAGCAAAGGUGACUCCAGCCAAUAUAAUGAGGUAAUUCAGCAUGAAACUCUCCGAGUUGCAGUCUGCGAUAUGUUAGAAGGUGCACAAAGGUGUCCCCCAGUCCUCAGGUGUGUUGGAAUGUUGAUACGUGUACUGUAAUAACCAGCUCCUGGUAAUAAUUUAGAGACACUUUCAGGACUCGAAAAAAAAAAUUAAAUACCAGCUUGUUCUUUGGGCAAGCAGCUCUCACAUUUACUUGCCUGGGGCCACUUACAUGUACUUGUCUUACAGUUAAUGAUUUGUUAGAGGAUGGCUUGCUUGGUCUUUUGUCCACUGGGCAAGUGAGCCCAGCAAGAAACUCCACUAGUCCUGGCCUACAGGAAAGAUGUUGACCAGCAUUGUAGCUGGCAGUGCAUUGGUUGGUGUGUUAAUAAAAUAAAGAAAGUGGUAUUUGAGUGCACUCCAUUGUAGCCUGUGUCGGGCUCUCAGAUGGUGUUUUUAGAUAGUUUUGGACGUCACGAAAACCAGCCUAGCAAAAAUAAGACUUGCUUGCUCUGGUAAAGGGGGGCAGUUAUCACGAUCCUUGCACUUCACUUUCUCGGAGUCUGGAACAGGUAAACUCCAUGGAACAAAAAAAAAUCCAGAUUCAGAAUUUGGCAGUUCCAUAACCUUAAGAAUGUCUUUUUCGCGUACAUGUGUGUUCUAAAAUAUCUGGCAUUAAACGAAAAAAAAAAUGCACCAAAUUUGGCUAGGGCAAAUAUGAUGCAAAGAUGUGCAAACUAGGAGUGUGAUCAGGGGCAAUGAUGGAAUUUGCCAGCCACAUUUGCCUGCUAAUGUACAUUUUAAUCGACUCAUAGUUUGCACUUUUUUGCUCAAAGCAAAUUUGGUACAAAUCUAAUUUUACCAGUUUGGAAAGGGAGGAUAAUCCUUUGUUUGUUUGUUUUGUUUUGUUGUUUGUUUGUUGUUCCAUUGUGGGAUUUUUGUUUAAGUGAAUCGGAUGCAAAGUGUAUCGGAAUUUUGAGAGUGUUUUGUCGAGGAGAUUUCGAUAACAUACAUGUACUGUCAUUCAUUUUCCUCUCGAGGUUUCUGGACUGGUUGAAUACAUGUAGAUUGCGUCUUUUGUGAAAACUGCAUUAACUUUCUCAUUUUUAUUGCAGGACGAAAAUUAAGAAAUUAUUCCCCAAGUUUUACGACAGUUACUGUAAAAUCAUUUACGAGAAGAUGCAUUUAAAUGGCAAGAAAAUGAAGGUAAUAAAAUCGGCAUACCUUAUAAAAUGAGAUGAUCACGCUUCAUUAAAUUAACGCAAAUUUCCAAAAUUCGAGCUUAAUUAAGUCGCUUUAGUUUUUGUAAACGUUGAUUUCCGCGCCCUUAAUUAAGUGUAGCGUUAAUUUCCACGACUCUAAUGUCCAUUAUGUUGGUCCGAAAUUCUCGAUAAACUUUUGUCGUUUGUGACACCUAAGAAAGAGGAAUAUUUUAACUGUGGAAAGAUCUUCUAGUACAGUGUAUCAUUGAAACUGUGAAGAACCCUCCCAGUUGUCAGAUUUCUUCGCUUGACCUUCUCCGUACGUUUAGAAUGUAGCACAAACAAAGUUUCCAUUUCGGAUGAUAUACAUACAUACAUACAUACAUACAUACUUUAUUUGUCAUGUAGGUCAGUGAAAAAAGAGGCAGCUAAAGAAACCCUCCAAACCAAUUUAUUUACAAUGAGUAAGGAAAAAUAAAACAAUACCUAGCAAGAUAAACAACAGUUGACUUUGCUAUAUAUAAUUUACCUUCUUUAUUUAUUCCCUGUUUAUUAAAUGAAUCUAAAAUGUCAAACAAAAAAGAACCAAUUCCAUUUCCAUAGAAUGAUAUAGUCACUUUACAACGCCUUAUUCCUGUUGUCUCUUGAGGAACAAGUUUUGUUUCUUUGUAACUUCCUUUAUUUUGAAAUGUUACUUUGUAAAAGUCGUUUCCCAUUAAAUUCGCGUUAAUUUAAGUCUUGUUAAUUUCUAAUACCUUUAUUUCAUGGACUCCGUUAUGCGUCGGUCACGACAGUCGAUCAUUCGAACACACUGGGAUUCAGGAGGUUGUUUGUUUUUUGUUUUGUUUUGUUUUUUUCACAAAAAUGAUAUGCAGUCUAAGUUUUAGCCUGUGAAAACAGCUGACAUGUUGCGACGCCAUUACUGGUUUCCCCGCGAAAUGACGUCUGAGAAACGAGCGCAUAUGACAUAUCACUACCGACAUAUCGGGGUAGUGCUUCUGACUGGCUGAAGAAAAUUUUCAGCCAAUCAGUGGCUCUACCCAGAUCUGGGUAAUAACGCAUCAUCAGUAUGGAAUUUUUGCGCUCGUUCCUCAGACGUCAUUUCGCGGGGAAACCAGUGGUGGCCUCGCGAAAUUCUAAAAAAAGAAAAAAGCAAAAAAAUACUAAUUUCUCUGGUAAAUGAUAGUUUGAAUCAUAGGUAAGAAACCACGGAGAUAAACAAAAGGGUCGAAUCUGGAUAAAGAUGAUUUAAUUUAUGAUGCCGUCAAUUUGUUUUUAUAGGAUCCAUUUGAGAAUAACUCUGGAGUCUUUGAUUAUUUGUCGCUUAAAUUGAGACUAGAAGCUAUCAAGAGAAAAAUCGACCAAGAGAAGGCGGCGGGAAAGGAGGAAGAUAAUUCAUCGAGCGAUGACGAAGAAACGCCAAAACCGCCCAUCUCCGAAAAUCCUCCCCCUGAAAUUGAAGAUUGGGGGGAGUUUUUAUAUGAUAGCGACGACUGAUUUGGUAAUUCACAUUUAUGCAAAGCAGGAAAAUGUCUCAGAACAUAAGGAAAUUCUUCCUGCAAUGACAGAAGAAAGAACACUAUUGUACAUAUAACCACAACGUCAAAUGGAUUAUUUAUUCUCUAAUUUGUUAGAGGCGUAUUGGGAGAAUAACGUUAAUAAUUACCCACUUUUAAAUCUUACAGUCAUUGUGUACAUGUAAAUUCUUUUUUUAGUAUAAUUAUAAUAAGAUGCAUUCGUUUUGUUAAAGUUUUCCGAGAGUACAUUACUUUCAGUACAUAAUUCUUUGUCCGGGGAAAGAUUCAGUCCAUUAAGUUUACUGGCUGUGAUGCGCCGGGAAAAUGAUUAGUAUAUUAACAUAGACUACGAGUAGUCCCCAUUUUUCCUCAGGG